Molecule: messenger RNA, 486 nt
Organism: Aspergillus affinis
Lineage: Eukaryota; Fungi; Ascomycota; Eurotiomycetes; Eurotiales; Aspergillaceae
Exons: 1
Coding region: 1-486 (161 amino acids)
Source: RefSeq, a predicted model, not a curated record
AUGCACCUCCAACUUCCAACAAUCGGCGUCGCCCUUCUUCUACCUAUUACUUCUGUCUUCGCUGGAAUCAUAACGCCGCCCUCUUCCUCAACGCUCGAUAUCAUGCGCCGUGCUGCCCCCGAGGAACACUCAAUCCAAGCCCUUGAUGAUCGGUCGGCACUUGCCUCUGCGAGUGAUGAACGCCUUCCACAAUUAUAUGCUCGGGAUGAUGAUGAUGACAAGGACGACGAUAACGACGAUAACGACGAUGAGCGAGAUGAUCGCGACGAUGACGACGAUGACGACGAUGACGACAGCGUCUUGGACAAGCUCAGAGAUAAAGCCGGUGACAUUGGAGACGACAUUAAGGACGGAGCUAGCGAUAUCAAAGACGACGUGAAAGAUGAAGUAGACGACGUGUUCGACGAUGGCGUCGGGGCUCUCCGGCCCGGAAUCAUCCUACCGGGAUUAUUUGCUGCAGUUGUGGUGGCUGUCGCGGGAAUGUAA